Messenger RNA from Anisakis simplex (herring worm), 1227 nucleotides. Lineage: Eukaryota; Metazoa; Nematoda; Chromadorea; Rhabditida; Anisakidae. The record is from the annotation of a GenBank genome assembly.
AUGAACGGAACUAAAAAUCGUCUCAAACAAGGCAGCCGAGUGGUGGUGAUCGGUAGCGGUCCAACUGCAAUGGGUGCAGUGCAUCGUAUUUUUCAACUCAUUGAAGAUGGCCAUCUUAGCACAAACUCAUUGCAGGUUACCGUCAUCGAAAGAGAACGCGAAGCAGGUGGAUUAGCGCGCUCGAUUACUGACUCGAAUGGUUUCACGUGGGAUCUUGGGGUACAUGUUACGGGCACCAGUAGACAUCAGGAAUUCGCGGAAUUGCUCGAUAAGUCAGUGAAACGAUGGAAUAAAGUUCGACGAUCGGUGAAGGCUGACCUAUCGGAAAUAUUCAAUGACCCGGAACCCCAUCGUAACUAUGUGCCAUAUCCUGUGCAGAAUGCAAUUCCGUAUUUCCCAGAUAGAUUGAAAGAGCAAUGUUUAAAUGAGUUGAAGUGCUUGAAACCACCAACUGAUGCGAGUACGUCGUCUAAUUUCGCGGAUUACAGUCUGCAGUUUUUCGGUCCAACGCUUCAAGAUGUCUUCAUCAGACCAUAUAACAUGAAAGGUAAACAACCUAAGCAAAAGCAGUUGAACUUAACCUCGGAUUCGCUUUUAACGUUCGAUUUGGAAAAGACUGAAGAACGAUCCCGAAAAAGCCGCGAGAGACUUGAAGAGGAUGACAGUAAGGCUCCGUUCACGUGUUUCAGGUAUCCCCAAGAGCUAAGAGGCAUUGGACCAAUUUGGAAGAUUGUUGCGAAGUCAUUUCCUUGCGAAAUAUUUCAUUUCAAUGAAACCGUUCAAAGGAUCGAUGUAUCAACUAAAAUGGUAGAGACAAAAGAUUCGAGUGGUGAAGAGCAUCACUACCCUUACGACUACAUCUUAUCAACCUUACCAAUCACCGAACUCGGCAGAAUAUCGUCUUUGGUUGAGUCCAGUACCCUCAAGUAUUCAAAGGUCAUUUUGAUUGGCAUUGGUCUUCGAUAUCCGCAAAGUGAAUGGGCGCAGUCUGUCAGUUGGGCAUACUAUCCGUACAGAGAUACCGUCUUUUAUAGAUGCACUUUCAUUUCGAAUUUCAACGAUUACCUCACUCCAGACUGUGAUGAAUUUUGGUCGGUUCUUUGUGAGAUCGGUCUUGAGGCUCAUCAAGAAUUCGAUCGUGAUCAAUUAAUCACGAAAACUAUUGAAGGUUCACUUUUGCUUCAAUUCGAGCGUCCAAGUGUUUUCUGUAGCUUAUGUGCCUCAUGA